AUGGCUUCGCAGACACACCUUGUCACCGGCGGUAGUGGCUUCAUCGCCAUCCAUCUGGUGAAUCAGCUCUUACAAGCUGGAUACGCAGUGCACACCACCGUGCGCAGCUUGGGGAAUGCAGUCAAGGUCCAGCCACUGCGAGGUUUACAAGUCAAGUACCCCGGAAAACUCGAGCUCUUCGAGGCAGAUCUUCUGAAGCCCGGCUCCUUUGAGCCUGCUUUGCAAGGCUGCUCGGUGGUCCAUCAUGUGGCUUCCCCGUUUCUGAUGGCCGAGAAGAUCAAGGAUGGACAGAAAGAAAUGGUCGAGCCGGCUUUGGAAGGAGCGCGCAAUGUUCUGAACAGCGUGAACAAAACCGAAGGUGUUAAACGGGUUGUUCUGACAUCGACAGUUGGCGCUAUUUUUGGAGAUUACAUUGAUGUCAGAGGAAUGAAGGAUAACGUCUUGCACGAAGACUACUUCAACGAGUCGAGUACUGUUACCCACAACCCCUACCACUAUUCCAAAGUCCUCGCUGAAAAGGAAGCGUGGAAGAUUCAGAAGGCUCAAUCACGAUGGGAUAUGGUUGUCAUCUGCCCGGGACUAGUCCUAGGUCCAUCUCUGACCUUCGGGUCUGAUUCGGGAAGUCUUUUCUUACUGGACGAGCUGUUCAGCGGGCAGCUUUGGUUUGGUGUGCCCGAUCUCAGCUUCUGCACCGUAGAUGUCCGGGAAGUCGCCACAGCACAUAUCAAGGCGGCACAGAACCCGUCGGCAAGCGGCAGAUACAUCCUUGCCGAGAAGGAGAUGGCGAGGUUUACUGAUAUUUCCCAACACGUGAGAGCACACGUCCAACGCCGAUACACUCUCCCAAAGCACCAAUUGCCCAGUCCUUUGGUGCAAGUUGUGGGGCCGCUGUUCGGCCUGACGCAUAAAUGGAUUCGUGCCAAUCUUGGAAUACGAUUUUCGGUUGAUAAUGAACGGAGUAUCAAGGAGCUAGGUAUAGUUUACCGCCCGCUGGCUGAGACACUGGAUGCACACUAUCAAUCAUGGAUUGAGCAGAAGGAAAACCAGGCAGCUAAGAUAAAGAAAGAUGGGAAGUAG
This is a messenger RNA of Neoarthrinium moseri, 1077 nucleotides long. RefSeq lists its product as uncharacterized. The record is from RefSeq and is a predicted model, not a curated record. The transcript has 2 exons. NCBI's taxonomy places the organism in Eukaryota, Fungi, Ascomycota, Sordariomycetes, Amphisphaeriales, Apiosporaceae. Gene Ontology annotation, molecular function: oxidoreductase activity, acting on the CH-OH group of donors, NAD or NADP as acceptor. Bases 1 to 1077 code for a protein of 358 amino acids.